Molecule: messenger RNA, 2313 nt
Organism: Struthio camelus australis
Lineage: Eukaryota; Metazoa; Chordata; Aves; Struthioniformes; Struthionidae
Source: RefSeq, a predicted model, not a curated record
AUGGCCACAUCUUCCUCCAGUGCCCCAGCUCGUGCUCUGCCUCUCCGCAGCGGGGCCAUCAUGAAGCUCAUCACGGCUGCUUCGUCCUCGCGCAGCUCCCGCAGCGCCUCUCGACCCCCAUCAGAGCCUGUUGAAAGCACCAGCAAAACCUCCACAAGGUCUUCCAGCCCAGGCACCAACAGGGCCGAGGACGAGCCCUCUGCCGAGGCAUCCUUGCCGAGUAUAGGCAGCACGCGAACAGGGGAAAGCACAGCCGCAACCUGGUCAAAUGUCAAAGGAACCACCACGCUGGCAGAGACCACCGCUUCCUCCCCGGACCCCUCCAAGAGCAGGGCCAAGGGUGCAGCAUCCCCCGCCAGCAGCAAGGGCACCGCUGUGCCUGUCACCAACACCUCCGUCGUGGAGAUGUGGACCGGCACAACAUCCCCGUCAGUUGACAGCACAACCCCCAUACCAGCCACCAGUGUGCCCACUGCAGCCCCGAAACACACCGCCACACUUUGGCCGACUGACACGCUGCUCCCACUCAGCAGCCUGUUGCCGAACCCUGACAACUUCAGCCCGGUGCUGCCAGAGGAAAUGUCCUCCUUGCUCACCUCUGAUUUUACCACUCGACCAGUGAGGGCUACGGCAGCCCCUGGGGAGCCACUGUCACUCACGGUGCCACCGAGAGCUGAACCUACAGGCACUGGGGCAACUUCAGGCACAGCCGUGGUGGCCACUGCUAGCAGUACUGCCCAGCCAGCCCUGGGCACCUCGUCCCCACUUACAAACACACUAACGUCCACAACGACUGCCGUGAGCUGGAGUCGUGCCCCUGUGGAGGCUGCAGCAAGUCCGUCCUCCCCAGGGACUGGAGGUUUCCCAGCUGGGCUGUUGCGACAGCUGACAACCCCCGCAAAUGGCAUCUCUGCGGCUGAUGGAGGGGGCGGCACUUUAUCCACCCGACUCACCACCACCAGGCUACCACUGGGCACCAUCCCCUCCAGCAACACCGUCACCGCAGCCGACCCACCCAGAGAGGAGACCUCUGUGGCCACCGCAGCCGGCAGGACAGCUGAGACAUCAACUGCCAGAGCAGGGUUUGCCAUGGCAAAGACCACUGGCACCAGCCGUGCCCUGUCCCCUGCCUCAGAGCAACCCGCCACGAACAACCAGGCAGACGGACAUGCGCUAUCUGACUCUGGCCAUGUUGACACGGAGGAUGAAGGCAUGAGCCCGACUCCAGCGGCCGUUGACGGGCUCGCUGCUUCCCCAGCUGUGCGUGGUGCUGCUGAGAAGCAGACAACUAUGAUGAUGUCUGACGAUACAGCAGCUGGUAGCAACGCAGGCCUGUCGCCUGCUCUAUUCACACACGCUGCUUGGCUGCACACAGCCAAGCCCACCACCACCGUGCUUGCAACAGUUGGCAAAGACGCUGCAGCUGCAUCACAGACAGCUCUGGUUUUGCCUGUUUUCACCCCUUUGCCGAGCGAAGCAGCAACUAGCAAAACAGUGUUAAUCACAGACAGCAUCCCAGCUCAAACAGCCUCCAGGACGGUCCUCGGAGGGAACAAGGCAGCAGCCAGCCUGACUUCCUCGGUCACCAGCAGCACCCCAGCCCCAGGGGAGCCAGUCCUGGGCCAGACCACAGCCGAGCCGGCAACUGCAGCAACGGAAGCAAGAGACAUGGCUGCAACCAUCUCCCAAACUACCAGCGCUGUGCUGGCAGCCAGAGCACCGCUGGCCACUGUCAGAGGGACAGCAGUAAGCCCACACCUUGGUCCCAGCACUGCUAGCAGCCAACCAGGAGCCACUAUCUUAUCUCCCUCAAUGCAGAGCACUGCGAUGAGGCCAACCACUGGGUCCUUGGAGGUGUCCAGGCCCAGCCACACCAUCGUGGUGCCUGGUACACCUUUCCUCGGCAAGUACAACACAACGGAGGAGCCAACAACUGGACCAUCGUCCGUACUCAGCAAUGGUGCAACAGGGGAGCCGGUAGCCUCCCUGGCAUUCGGACGUGCCACAUCUGCACCAGAAGCAGGUGCCUCCUCUCCCACGGCCAUCAACAAUCCUGCGGCAGGACAGGCAUCGAGCACGUCACCUUCUGUCACCCAGACGUUCCUGGGGCGACCUACCUUGUGGGAGAAAACGGCUGAACCUGCCAGCAGCAGCUCAGGCACCAUCGUUCCUGACAUCUCAGGGGGGACGACAAACCAUGUUUCCUCUCCUGCAUUUGCUGCUGUGACCAGCCCCACCGGUGCACAUCUGAGAAACGGCACAGUGCUCCCCAGCUCUCUCAGUGCCCCAGCUGGGCUGACGCUAACAGCAGCU